Salvelinus namaycush (lake trout) is the source of this 5051-nucleotide messenger RNA. RefSeq lists its product as uncharacterized. Gene Ontology annotation, cellular component: shelterin complex. NCBI's taxonomy places the organism in Eukaryota, Metazoa, Chordata, Actinopteri, Salmoniformes, Salmonidae. The coding region runs from base 86 to 4234 and encodes 1382 amino acids. The record is from RefSeq and is a predicted model, not a curated record. Gene Ontology annotation, molecular function: telomeric repeat DNA binding. The transcript has 9 exons. Gene Ontology annotation, biological process: telomere capping; regulation of telomere maintenance via telomere lengthening.
GUGAUGCUGUAAACAAGAUUUUCACGGACAGAUCUGUGAAGAGAUCUACUGUUUUUGGUGUAGCUAAUGUUUACGAAAGCACAAAAUGCAAACGCUCCGGGAGGAACAGGGUCUUCCUCUGUCGUCUCUGCGUCUUUUUGUUCCGCCCCUGCGGCUGGUGUGUGCUGCUCUGUGGCAGGUGAUCGAGCGGAGAGACAUCAUGGACUAUGGGCUGCUGGAGGAGUUUGCCACCACCGUGUUGGAAAUAGUCCCUGAGCUGAUGAGUUACAGAGAGAGGGUCCAACUUCUCAUGGGACUAAGAGCACGGCUGGUCCUAGAGUUAUGUCGCUGUGAUGAUGAGUUGUGUCGCCCUGACACCGUUCAGCCACACCUGAACAGGAUGAGGAGCUGUAUCUCCAAUCAUAAGGGAGAGGUUUCGGAUCCAAAUGUGGAAGCAUCAGAGGCGAACUUCACGAAGCUGAUUGAAACCCUAAUGGAGGAGCCAAAGGAGAGGGAACUCUUCUUCCAGAAUGUUUUUCCAGAGGAGUUUGGCCCCAAGUAUGACUCAACACUGCAGAUUCUUGUGUGGGAGUUCCUGUCCAGACUGGAGAAACUGCUUCCUGCUCCAAACAUUAAACAGACUGCAUCGUGGCUCAACCUUGCCCCUGCUCUCUUAGAGGAGUGUGUGCAGUCUGUGGCUCACCCUGAGCCAUUACAGGCACUCCUCCAUCACCAUAAAAAUGGAAAACAGUUAGACACCAAUGCUCUAAGGUCGACUGGUGGUGACUACAUCCUCUCUUCACUGUCUUCCCCUUCCUCUGUGAAGGAAGAAAGUGCCUCUUACCAAGCUGGCCCAGAGAGACAGUCCUAUCCCACCAUGCAGGGAUAUCAAAGCCCUUUCCCAUGUGAUGAACCAGAGAUGAGUUGGGACUGCCGAAUGGCAGAUUGUAGGGUCUGGACUGUAAAGCCACCAGCCGGUUCUGCUUCUGUGGAGGUAGAGGUCGAGACUAUAGAGGACGCCACUGAUAUAAUGGUUAAACGCAAGACAAUCGACAAAGAGUCGAUAAAAGAGACGAGGAGAGAAGAAGCUGUUUUCUGCCCUCAGACACGCAGCGGACUGAAAACCAGCCGCUUGACAGCUGCCUGUCUGCGCCGUCAGCCUGUACUGCGUUUGAACAGGCUUGACAUUAGCAAUAUGCCAUUACCCAAGUCCUUGCUAACACUGAUUCUAAGGAGAGGGAGACUUCAGGCUGAGGUGACAAGACGCCCAGGACCGAAAAGAAGAGGCAGAAAGAAAAAACGGAGACGAGGACGGGGUGUUGCAAACGAGAAGAUUGAAACAGACACACUUGACGUGAGCGAUAUGCCGCUACCCAAGUCAUCACUAACGCUGACUCUAAAGAGAGGGAUAGUGCAGGCUGAGGCGACGAGUUCCCAAGUACCGAAGAAAAGAGGCAGAAAGAAAGGACAGAAAAUAGGACCUGGUAUCACAAGAUUAAAGAUUGAAAAUGUUGGAGUACAUACGCUUGACAUUAGCGAUAUGUCAUUACCCAAGACCUCGCUAAAGCUGAUCAUACGGAGAAGGAAACUGCAGGCUGAGGCAACGGACAGAAAAGAAGGACAGAAAAGAAGAGGUAGAAAGAAAAAAUGGAGAAGAGGACGUGAUGUCAGAAAUGAGAAGACUGAAGCAAAGGGUGUGAAAAGAGAGCGGUCACCUGAAACUGAGGAAGAUGCCGAACCAUCAGAUAAUGAACUUUGGACCACUGUCAAUAAAGGGGCCACUGUCGAUGAGUCUGGUGGGGUCCGUGCUUCUCCUCAUUGUCCAUCAUCUCAUAAGAGGGAGGAGGAAUUGCAACAGCCCAUACAGCACUUUCACUCAGAGGAGCACGGGGGUCAUAUGGCCAAAGGGCAGAACAGAGAAGAACACUCAGAGAGUGUACCUCAGGACUCUCAAACUCUUGAGCCAUCCAACAUCUCUCACAAAAGAAGCUUUCGCUCAGAGGAGCACAGAGGUCAUGUGGCAGAAGGGCAGAACAGAGAAGAAUGCUCAGUUAGUGUACCUCAGGACUCUCUAACUCCUGAGCCAUCCAACAGCUCUCACAAAAGAAGCUUUCGUUCAGAGGAGCACAGAGGUCAUAUGGCAGAAGAGCAGAACAGAAAAGAACGCUCAGUUAGUGUACCUCAGGACUCUCUAACUCCUGAGCCAUCCAACAGCUCUCACAAAAGAAGCCAACGCGUCAAAGCAUGCUCUUUCUGUGGCAAGACUUUCACUGACACACUGGGCUUGACAAGACACAUGCGAUCUCACAUUGAGCAGAUGUCACAUCAAUGCACCCAGUGUGGGCAAGAGUUUGAAUUCAGUGAGGACUUAGAGGAACACCAGAAGCAUGGCUGUGAGGAAAUGAACAAAAAGGAUAAUAAUGAGGAAAAUGGUGAUGACUACUGUGGGAGAACUGUACAGCAAAAACCUGAUCUGAAAAAAAAAACUGAUCUAAAAAGAGACAAAAAACCUGAUCUAAAAAGAGACAAAAAACUUGAUCUGAAAGGAGACAAAAAACUUGAUCUGAAAGGAGACAAAAAACCUGAUCUGAAAGGAGACAAGAAACCUGAUCUGAAAGGAGACAAGAAACCUGAUCUGAAAGGAGACAAGAAACCUGAUCUGAAAGGAGACAAGAAACCUGAUCUGGAAGGAGACAAGAAACCUGAUCUGAAAGGAGACAAGAAACCUGAUCUGAAAGGAGACAAGAAACCUGAUCUGGAAGGAGACAAGAAACCUGAUCUGGGAGGAGACAAACAACCUGAUCUGAAAGGAGACAAACAACCUGAUCUGAAAGGAGACAAACCACCUGAUCUGAAAGGAGACAAACAACCUGAUCUGAAAGGAGACAAACAACCUGAUCUGAAAGGAGACAAACAACCUGAUCUGAAAGGAGACAAGAAACCUGAUCUGAAAGGAGACACGCAAGACUGCUCCAUAAAGUGCCAUGUGUGCGGGAAAAUAACUACUCGUAUGCUGGGUUUGCGAAGGCACCUUCUAAUUCACUUCAACAAUGGAGCAUACAAGUGCUCUGCGUGUCCAAAGACUUUUAUAUCAAAUGCUGAUUUGAGAUCGCACCUGAGAUCAAAAAGAUCUUGUAGGGAGAAAUGUUCUGAUGAAGUAAUUACUACCGGGCUCCACCUCAAAUCUGUCCCUGGUGAGUACAAGUGUCCUUACUGUGGGGACACCUUCCAGCUCCCAGAUGAUCUGAGAGGACACACAAAAGACUGUUCCAGAAAGUGCCAUGUGUGUGGGAAAACUACUGCUCGAAUGCUGGAUAUGCGAAGGCACAUGUUAAAACACAACAACAAUGGCCCAUACAAGUGCCCGGUGUGUCCAAGGACUUUUAUAUCCCAUACUGAUUUGAAGAUGCACCUAAAAACAAAAAAACUUUGUAGGGAGAAAUGUUCUGAUGUAAUGAUGAAUGAAUUACUUUCUUCAGCAGAUGGUAAAUGUAGGGAAAAUGUCAAUGAAACAGGAGUCAUGACAAGGUGCCAACAACCAAGCUCUAACAACACAGCCAGGCCUUUGAAGAGCAUUGAAGAGUUCUUUGAAGAAUUCUCUCAUGACUUGCAGCAAUCCGAUAACAGCAUAAGUAGUGAAGUGAACCUGAAUAGCCUGAAUAGCCUCGAUGAAGACUACAGUGACGAGAUCAGUCAAUACCAACCCAUGAAGGAUGUUGACCUGAAUAGCCUCCAUGAAGACUCCAUAAUGACCACUGAAGACUACAGUGACGAGAUCAGUCAAUACCAACCCAUUAAGGAUGUUGACUUGAAUAGCCUCCAUGAAGACUACAGUCAGGCAGAGAUCAGUCAAUACCAACCCGUUAAGGAUGUUGACUUGAAUACCCUCCAUGAAGACUACAGUCAGGCAGAGAUCAGUCAAUACCAACCCGUUAAGGAUGUUGACUUGAAUACCCUCCAUGAAGACUACAGUCAGGCAGAGAUCAGUCAAUACCAACCCGUUAAGGACGUUGACCCAGAGGAGGACAGAAGGUCUGUGGAUGAUUCAGGGGGAAAUGAGAUGGCCAAUGACAAAGAUCCAAACUCAACCGAAUGCUUAACAGAGGAGCAGGUGUCACACACUGAGGCAUGCUCUCUCCAGGAUUCUCAAUCAGAGACAGGCGGAGAAGUGAAGAACGAGAUACAGGUGAUACCGGUAUCAACAAUAGAUACGACAAUACUAAAGGCACUCCAAUUUGAGGUUUUAAGAAAAUGAUGGACUGCAACAACUUCCUACCACUUUCCCUAUAUUUCAUUGUAUUGUAUGGCCAUAGCUCUCCUAAACCUGGGGCUGUAUUCACAAAGUGUCUCAGAGUAGAAGGGAUCUAGAAUAAGUUUUUCCUUUGAGAUCAGAAUAACUAAGAGGAUCAGCAUUCCUACUCUGAGAAGCGUUAGGAAUAUGGGCCCAGAUUGGACCAACAUGUUGCUGUAAGCGAGUGAGUUCCAUCUCACCCUCUCUCUGUUACACAACCCUUGGCACUGAAGUCAACCGUGCUGACAGACGGAGCUUGUUACUCAAUGAGAAAUAGUUGCCGUGAGAUCUCGGCGCGGGUGACAUCACCCCAUGACGGCUACCAAUUCCAGCCUGCUAGUUCCACAUCCACUACACUCACUCCCUAUUAGUCUGCUACAGCCGAUUUGUAAUCUCGAGUCACGGCACCAUUGUAACAGAGUGAGUUCUGUCCCCACCUGGGGUGCAAACUCAGCGUUGCCUUUGGACUGGGCUGAAAUGACAUUACUUUUUUUGUUUGUUUUUGUUUUUACUUAAUGUAAAAAUGUGACAACUAUAUCUUUCCCCUUUCUCUCCCUCGGUAUCAUUAAUUAUCCACUUUUAUAACACUUUUAUAACACGUUAAUAUCAUGUGAUGUCACUGUAUACUGUAAGUUACUUUGGAUAAGUGUCUACGCCGUCUAGUAUUAUCUAUCUAGUAUUAUCUACAUGUUUAUCCACCUUGUUUUGAAGUUUUACAUAGGUGUGAUACAUUUAAAUUCAUUAAAGAAAACAUAUGAAAAGGCAUGGCUUUGAGUCAGAC